Molecule: messenger RNA, 1375 nt
Organism: Nicrophorus vespilloides
Lineage: Eukaryota; Metazoa; Arthropoda; Insecta; Coleoptera; Silphidae
Product: serine protease snake
Exons: 6
Coding region: 222-1238 (338 amino acids)
Biological process (GO): proteolysis
Molecular function (GO): serine-type endopeptidase activity
Source: RefSeq, a predicted model, not a curated record
ACUAUGCAAUUACUUCAAUAAUUGAGUUGCUCCGAGCAAUAAGCAUGUUCAAAACAGUGUAUCAAAACGGAAAUGAAAAGAUCAAUUGUAAUAUUCAAGGAUGCUCUUUUUUAUAACACCAUUACGUGUGUACUUUGGGAAGUCUCACAGACUGUUUCAUAUAAAUUUGUAAAUUAACUGGAAUCGGCGGUCAGAAACUAUCGGCGCUUCGAAGCUGUAACAUGUUUCGUUCGCGUUAUGCCAUCGCAUUUUUGCUUGCGAUUACGUCGCGAGGAUACGCGGAUACUACAAGCAAAGAUGCAAGCUGCGAUAGUCCGGACAAGUAUUGCGAGAACAUUUGGUAUUGCAAGGAUGGUUCCUAUCCGGACAAGUACACAGCCUGCGGCCACGAUGGAUUGGUGGCUCGAGUGUGUUGCGAUCCAACGUACAAACCGACGAAAAGUAGAAAAUAUUGCGAAACGUUUUUCAAGAAGAUGGAAAUUGACGAAUAUGGGAACAGAGAUUACUCGUCAAUUAUACCGGUACGCAGCAUUUUGACGGAAAACAAUCCGCACGUGGCGGCUUUGGGACAUCGAAAUGGUUCGAAUACUGAGUGGGUGUGCGCGGGUAGUUUGAUUAGUAACACAUUCAUCUUGACAGCAGCUCAAUGUUUAAAUCGUAACGUUAAUAUUGUACGUCUCGGAGAUUUGGAUUUGAAUAGGGAUGAUGAUCAGGUUGAACCUCAGGAGUACGGAGUCCUGAGGACCAUCGUCCAUCCUGAAUAUAAAGCUCCUGCAAUUUACAAUGAUAUUGGUUUGAUUGAGUUGAAUGAUACGGUUCGAAUAACGAAGUUCGUAAAACCUGCAUGCCUCGACGACGACGAUCAACUCAGAGAACCCACGUGGGAAGAAACUGGCUUCAAUAAACCUGACAAGAAAGAAGUCAUGGCUUCGGUUUAUUUGUUUCAAGUUCAAAAACCUGAAUGCGAGAAGUAUUUAGAUACAAAGAGAUAUGCGAACUUGGCUCCUAAAGGUCUCGAUAAAACGCAACUCUGUGCGUCCAAUCGUGAUUACAGAUUCGAUUGUCAAACUGAUAUCGGAGGGCCUUUACAUCAUUUGGACUUCAACUACGUCAAUGGCAAAUUUAUUAUUGGAGUUAUUUCGUUUCCAAAACCUUGCAACAAUGGGACAGAUCCUGGAAUUUAUACUAGAGUAAACGAAUAUGCUCCAUGGAUAGAAUCCAUCGUGUUUCCCAAUUAGAUGAUCCACAAAUCUUUCAAUGAAUUAUAACUUUAUAAUUAUUGAAUAUUUACUACAACAGGCAUCUCAUAAUCAUUAUAAUCUACUUGAAAAUCUAUAUGUGAAACAUAAUAGAAUAAAUUAAAUAAAAAAGUAGC